GCUUUUGUGGCCGCACCCCCUCCCGUCAUAUCUCCUCUCCUCUUCCCUCCCUCGCCUUCCCACGCCUCCACCCGCCGCCGCAUCGCCCCCGGCUUCGGCGAGAUGUCGCGCUUCGGGCGAUCCGGCCCGCCGCCGAUCCGCGACACCUACUCCCUCCUCGUCCUCAACAUCACCUUCCGCACGACAGCCGAUGACCUCUUCCCGCUCUUCGACAAGUACGGCGAGGUCGUCGACAUCUACAUCCCCAGGGACCGCAGGACUGGCGACUCCCGAGGGUUUGCGUUCGUGAGGUACAAGUACGAGGAUGAGGCGCAGAGGGCAGUUGAUAGGCUCGAUGGGAGAGUGGUAGAUGGGAGGGAGAUUAUGGUGCAGUUUGCCAAGUAUGGCCCAAAUGCUGAACGGAUUGAUAAAGGGAGAAUCGUGGAGCCACUUCCAAGGUCAAGGGGCCGUUCCAGAAGCCGCAGUCCAAGACGGAGGUACCGUGAUGAUUAUCGAGAUGACUAUCGAGAUAGAGAUCAUAGAAGGCGAAGUCAUAGUCGGAGUGGAGAUAGAUAUGGGCAUGACAGGUACAGAGAUAGGGAUUAUCGUCGUCGUAGCAGAAGUCGCAGCUACAGUCCUGAUGAUUACAGGAAGCAUGGGAGAGACAGUUUGUCUCCUGCACGUAAAAGCCCUAGUCGUAGCAGAAGUCGCAGCUACAGUCCAGAUGAUUACAAGAGGCGUGGCAAAUACAGUGCAUCACCUGCAAGUAGGAGCCCUAGCCGCACCCCUCGCAGAAAGCCACUUUCUCCUGAGGGAUCUCCUGUCAAGCACAAUGAUGACCGGUCUCCGCGUUCUCUGAGCCCUUCGACAUGAGCGUAAUAUCACUGGCGAUGCAUCACGAACAGCUAAGUAGGAGGAAUGGACAAGCCCUGAUCAUAUGAGUGGCUAUGUGAUUGCUUGAUGACGGGCACUCUUCAGUUAUUUGUAUUUGGCUGUCAGUUGCUGCUUCAAUCUUCAAAUACUACUUUCUUUGGGCACCUGAACUGCUUGUCGAGAACUUUAUGUAAACAAGUUCCAUUCCAUUUGCCCUUCCUAUUAGUAUUUCAUAUUAACAUUGUCUCUUCAGUAUUGAGUACUUACCAUUAAUGGUGACCUGCACCUUUCUAGUUACAUGGUGGAGUGAAGAUGUGCUGGCUGAUAAGCGGUCAACAUGCACGUUGCUUACUGUUGAAGUUGAUAAUGUUUGUGCUGUUUGCCUUGUUGAUGAUGAUGAGUGAUGAGAUGAUGAUGAUGAGUGAUGAGAUGAUGAUGAUGAUAGUACUGCAGCUGCUUACA
Messenger RNA from Phragmites australis (common reed), 1314 nucleotides. RefSeq names its product serine/arginine-rich splicing factor SC35-like. Gene Ontology annotation, molecular function: RNA binding. Bases 103 to 852 code for a protein of 249 amino acids. The transcript is spliced from 9 exons. Lineage: Eukaryota; Viridiplantae; Streptophyta; Magnoliopsida; Poales; Poaceae. The record is from RefSeq and is a predicted model, not a curated record.